CGGAACCCGAGAAAACAAACUGGGGAUUCAAAGAUGAAUGGGGCAGAGAGUACCCGUUGCCAACUCCCACCCACCUCUCUCUUCUUUCCUUCCUGUCAUACUCGGAAGGUUGUGUGGUAUUACAAGUGGAAGGAAGGAGUCAUCUUUUCCUCGCUUCUUCCUUCGUCAAAACGCUGAUGUGAAAGCGAGAGAUAGGGCGGAGAGGAGGAGGAAGAGGAAGGGGUCCAUUUGCCUUCUCUCUUCCCUUCGUCUCCACAACCUGUUCAUCUCUGCUGUCCUUGUUGGAAGACGAGCAGCAAGUGUUGGUGUGUGGUGGCUCUGAGAGAGAGCGACGAGAAAUGGCGAGGCUGUCGAUCGGAAUCCUCGGCCUGACGGAGCUCCUCGUCAGCGCGGCGGUGCACCUGCUCUUCGGCUUCUACAUAUUCAGCACCGCGGUGGCGUCGGAUCUUUCUCAGGCUUUGACGGACUGCUUCCGCCCCAACGUCCUCAACCUGGCCACCGGAGACCCGGACGAAGGGAGCAAGCUCCAGGCAGCGGCUCUCGAUGGGUCUCCGACGCCGCUGCCGCAGCCGCCGAUCGUUCUGGUGCACGGCAUCUUCGGCUUCGGCAAAGGGAAGCUCGGAGGGUUGUCGUACUUCGCAGGGGCAGAGAAGAAGGACGACCACGUUCUGGUGCCGGAUUUAGGAUCCCUAACCAGCAUCCACGACAGGGCAAGGGAACUGUUCUACUAUCUGAAGGGAGGGCAAGUGGACUACGGAGAAGAACACAGCAGGAACUUUGGUCACGCACAGCUCGGGAAGAUCUACGAACGAGGGCAUCACCCUUCAUGGGAUGAGCACCACCCCGUCCAUUUCGUCGGGCACUCCGCAGGCGUGCAGGUUGCCAGGGUGCUGCAGCAGAUGCUUGCCGAGAAGGUGCCUCCAUUUCCUCCCUCUUCCUCCUCCUCCUCCUCCACUUCCCUGAAUCAAACAUGUUCCUUGUUGCAGGCAUUCAGCGGCUACGACACUUCCGAGGACUGGGUGCUGAGCAUCACCUCCCUCUCCGGCGCAAUCAACGGAACCAUCCGAACAUAUUACGACGGCAUGCGACCAGGAAAUGGAAGGACGAUGAAGUCGAUAUGUCUGCUUCAGCUCUGUCGCAUUGGGGUCACACUCUUCGACUGGUUUGACAUUGCAUGGCUCAAGAACUACUACAACUUCGGGUUCGAUCAUUUCGAGAUGGGAUGGAGGAAGACCGGCGUCUCAGGUCUGGCUGAGCUGCUCUUAGGCAACACCGGGCCGUUCGCCACCGGCGACUGGAUCCUACCGGACCUCACCAUUGAAGGCUCCAUCAAGCUCAACUCGGGACUCCGCACCUUCCCCAACACCUUCUACUUCAGCUACGCAACCAAGAGGACGAGGAAGAUAUUUGGGCUCACGGUUCCCUCCACCAUUUUGGGCGUCCAUCCAUUGCUCUUCCUUCGGGUGUUGCAGAUGUGCCGGUGGCGUUUCCCUCGCAAUGCAUCAUUGCCUUACAAAGGCUACAGAGACGAAGAUUGGGAAGACAAUGAUGGAGCUCUCAACACAAUAUCCAUGACUCAUCCUCGCCUUCCUGUAGAGCACCCGAGCCUUCUUGUUGUGGAUGACUCGACAUGCCUUCCUUUGCAGCCAGGAAUCUGGUACUAUAAGAUCAUUGAAGCCGAUCACAUCUUUUUCAUCUUGCAUCGGGAGAGAGCAGGAGCACAAUUUGAUCUCAUGUAUGAUGGCAUAUUUCAGCGGUGCAGAAAGCACAUGUUUAGAAGCAGGACACCAGCAUUGCGCAGUGAAAGCAGCCAAUUACUCCCCCAAAACUUCCAGACUACUCAAGUAGGUGGUUAGAGAACAAAUAAAAAUAGUAUAUAUAAAUUAUAUACAUUCAUAUAUAAUGUAUUCUUUCUAAGAUUGAGCUCCAGUAUAAAUUAGACUAUUUUCCAGUCCCAUAUAAAGCCAGGCCUCAUUAGUGAUCCAGAAUUCUUCGAGUCUUUUUUUUUUUUUUUGUACAAAUACCUUUCUUGAAUCAAAAGAUUUCAGAAAGUAUUUUGAUAAUGUACAAGACAAUUUACUUGGAUUUUGUUUAAUGAUUUUUCUUUCAGUAGUCCACAGCCAGGUAAGCUUUUGUGUGAA
Messenger RNA from Musa acuminata subsp. malaccensis (wild Malaysian banana), 2141 nucleotides. RefSeq lists its product as uncharacterized. Lineage: Eukaryota; Viridiplantae; Streptophyta; Magnoliopsida; Zingiberales; Musaceae. The record is from RefSeq and is a predicted model, not a curated record.